ACUCGGUCAACCUAGUGUAAGAAAUGUUUGGUCAUUUUGAACCAAUUAUGUCGACGUUUAAUUCAAUUGAAUAAGAAUCUAUGAAUUUAAAGUUCAAGUGAUUUGUGUUUUUUUUCUGACGUUCUCGCUGAUCUACGCUGAUUCGAUGGACUACCCGACCGACAGUCAAAUGUCGGGCCGGUCGUCGAUGGUUCAACUUCCGCAUUUGGCCGGACACAAGAGCCGCACCGUCAGCCGACUGGAGGACAGCGCCACUCAGACGCAAGUGGAAGAAUCUUUCUUCAGCGAGAACAAGGACGGAACAGAGAUCCAGCUGUCGAGCGCUGGAGUGAGACUGGGCGAAACGGAGAGCGAAUUGAGGCGUCGGAGGAUCAGGUGAUCCUUGACGGAUCCUCGCCCCCCGCCCAAUGAUGAAGAACUCCGCUGGAAGUCGCGUCAGCGCUACUCGGACGAUUCUGGAUCGGAAAGCGACGAUGAGCAGCACCUGCCUGGAUUGCGUUACCACCAACAGCAGCAGAGACCCAAUUUGUCGCAGUACGUGUCGGACGGUUGCGCUCCUGGGACGGGCGGAAGCGGUGGCGACGGAAGCAGCCACGGCCUCAGCAACAUCAAAACGGUCCAUUUGGAGCCGCUCGUCAAAUCCAGCCAAGUGGCCACCGAUUUGGCCGUCAGGCCGUCAGUCGAUCCUGUCCAAUGUCGGGACGGAGAGUUCCGUCGUCUGCCCACCCGCCGACGGCGACUCAUCCGCACAGCGAGCGGAUCAAGUACAAAGCGGAAAUUCCCAUUUCCGUCAUCCGCGCCGCUCAAGCCAAAACCCGAAGUGGCAGGUACAAUUUGGAGAGGAAGAUCUUCCAACAGCUGCUGGACUGGAAGCAAAUGCAAAUCCGCAUCGGGCAGGCCAACGAGCAGGUGUUUGCCAAGCGGCUCAUCGACGAAUUGCGCAAAGACGCCGUCACCGUCGGACUCCGCCCCUACGACGGAUCCUAUUCCUUCCAGCAACUCCAAGUCUACCUCUUCAAUCAGCUGAGGCUGGUGCAAGGCGGGCGGACUUUGCUGCCGCUGGUCGAUUCGGCGACGGACCGCGAAGACGCCGCCACCACCAACGGACUGACGUACGGCGACGUCAUCGAGACCGAGUCCACCAAUGGGAUGAGCAGGACGACGACGACGAUGCCGGUGGAAAAGUGCACCCACACGACCCAGCGUUGCCCGGACGCCAUGUACGCUUACACGACGUUGCCGCCGGCCUUGGCUGCACGGCCGUGCCCUGCGCUGCCUUUACAGUUCCCUAUCAUAAACACCACCGGCCCGUCACUCAACAACAUCAACAGCCACAACAACCAACGAAUCAACCGGGGACGGCCAAGUUGACGACGGAAAACGGGCGAAUCAUUCUGCCGAAAUUGAAUUUGAACAACAACAUCAACGGCCAUCAGAAGAGCAACGCACCCGCUAUCAAAGGCAAUCAUUGAAAGUUAUUGGCUAAUCAAGAAAAAUAUAUAAAAGUCUCGUUCAUUCAUUUAUUCAAUUCGAAAUAAAAUUAAAUUGAAAGAAAUUGAAAGAAAUUAACAAAAUGUUGAUGAUGUUACGACCCGCGUAAAGUCACGACGACACGGGAGGCGCACGUCGUUUAUGUUUUUUUUUUUUUUUUCAAUUCACAUGGAUUGAUCAAUUGUUGAUGUUGAUGAAUAAAUACUAUUUCUAACUAGAA
Messenger RNA from Daphnia pulicaria, 1711 nucleotides. RefSeq lists its product as uncharacterized. NCBI's taxonomy places the organism in Eukaryota, Metazoa, Arthropoda, Branchiopoda, Diplostraca, Daphniidae. The coding region runs from base 694 to 1371 and encodes 225 amino acids. The record is from RefSeq and is a predicted model, not a curated record. The transcript has 5 exons.